Messenger RNA from Carcharodon carcharias (great white shark), 1955 nucleotides. RefSeq names its product ADAMTS-like protein 1. The transcript has 14 exons. Gene Ontology annotation, molecular function: metalloendopeptidase activity. Bases 252 to 1955 code for a protein of 567 amino acids. Gene Ontology annotation, biological process: extracellular matrix organization. Gene Ontology annotation, cellular component: extracellular matrix. The record is from RefSeq and is a predicted model, not a curated record. Lineage: Eukaryota; Metazoa; Chordata; Chondrichthyes; Lamniformes; Lamnidae.
UAUAAUCUUUCUUCUAGUGUUUUGUAGAAACCGAGGAGGUGGAAUUCUCCUGGUCAAACAAAUCCACUCUCUGUCAGAAACAGAGGUAAACUAAGUGGGAGUGACCUGGGGCAGCUCUGGAGUGAGCUGGAGUCACUUCACAUUGACAUUCUCCACUAGUUAUUCAGCGAGCUUAAAAAAAAUCCCAAAUCAUCACUGGAGAAGGAGAUAUCCACUUGUAAAAGAAAAUAUCCGCUAUUUGCAAUCGCGAGAUGUCUGGAUCCCUCUUCAAGACGAUUGUACUGAUUUUCUUCAGGUUUCUGUUCAUCUGUUCAGCGAUAAAGGCACUUGCAGUUCUGGUAGAAGGAGCAGAGUUUCUUCCUGAAUUCACGUUAAUCCGGAGGGAAAGCUAUCCCGAAGAGUCCCUGGGAGACAGCUUAAACCACAAAUCUGACGAUCAGAGUUCACGGACGUCUCGAUCUGAAGAGAAUGGAGACUCCCAGUGGGAUGCCUGGGGUCCCUGGAGUGAAUGCUCACGGACAUGUGCUGGGGGAGCUUCAUACUCACUACGACGGUGCCUCAGCAGCCGGAACUGUGAAGGGCUGAAUAUCCGGUACAGAACUUGCAGCAGUGUGGACUGCCCACCAGAAGCUGGUGACUUUCGUGCUCAGCAAUGUUCUGCUCACAAUGAUGUCAAGUACCAAGGACAGUACUAUGAAUGGCUUCCUCUUUACAAUGACCCUGACAAACCCUGUGCACUGAAGUGUCUGGCAAUGGGUACAGCGUUAGUUGUGGAAUUGGCACCUAAAGUACUCGAUGGUACACGGUGUUACACAGAGACUCUGCAUAUGUGCAUCAGUGGAAAUUGCCAAGUUGUUGGCUGUGAUCACAAGCUGGGAAGCAAUGCCAAGGAAGAUAACUGUGGAGUCUGCAGUGGGAACGGUUCCACAUGCAGACUUGUACGAGGACAACACAAAUCUCAAGGAUCACCAAACAAAUUGGAUAACACAGUCAUUGCCGUUCCAUACGGCAGUCGGCAUGUCCGAAUUGUACUCAAAGGCCAAGAUCAUCUGUAUUUGGAAACAAAGUCUCUGUUGGGUCAGAGAGGAGAAAACAGCCUGAGCUCUACUGGAAUCUUCAGCAUUGCAAAUACCAGCAUCGAAUUCCAGAAAUUACCCGAGAAAGAGAUACUGAGAGCAGAUGGCCCACUUGAUGCAGAUUUCACUGUAAAGAUACAGUAUGUGGGAAAUGCAGAUAGUAUAGUGCAGUUUUUCUUUUACCAGCCUAUCAUACAUCAAUGGAGGGAAACAGAUUUCUUCCCUUGUUCUGUUACUUGUGGUGGAGGGUACCAGCUGACAUCCGCUGAAUGCUACGACCUGCGAAGUGGGCGUGUGGUGUCGGAUCAGUACUGUCACUACUAUCCUGAAAACAUCAAGCCCAAACCCAAACUGCAGGAAUGUGGCAUGGAUCCCUGUCCAGCUAGUGAUGGCUACAAGCAGAUCAUCCCUUUCGACCACUUUCAUCCCCUUCCUCGAUGGGACAGUAGUCCCUGGACUGCCUGCUCCAGCUCGUGUGGUGGAGGUGCUCAGCUCCGCACUGUCUCCUGUGUGGAGGAAGAUAUUAAUGGACAAGUCAGCAGCGUGGAGGAGUGGAAGUGCAUGUACAUACAGAAAUUUCCUGUCGUGCAGCCCUGUAACCUCUUUGACUGCCCAAAAUGGUUGGCACAGGAAUGGUCUCCCUGUACAGUAACGUGUGGACAGGGUCUCCGAUAUAGAGUUGUCCUGUGUAUUGACCACAGAGGACUCCAUGCAGGCGGCUGUAAUGCAAAAACAAAACCUCACAUCAAGGAAGAAUGUAUAGUCACCGUCCCUUGUUAUAAACCAAAAGAGAAACUCCCAGUGGAAGCGAAGCUGCCGUGGUAUAAGCAGGCGCAGGAACUGGAGGAAUUACUAACAGUUUCUGAAGAACCUUCGUGA